Chironomus riparius is the source of this 1634-nucleotide messenger RNA. The record is from the annotation of a GenBank genome assembly. NCBI's taxonomy places the organism in Eukaryota, Metazoa, Arthropoda, Insecta, Diptera, Chironomidae.
CAUUGGAGAUAUUAGUUAGGGUAUUUGAAGAUUCUUUUGACUUAAACAUUGUGGUUUGUAGAUUUUCAAACAAUAAUGAUGAAGGAAAUAUUACUAAUAAUUUGCAUCUUAGCAUCAAUAAAACCAUCUAAAUCGCUAAUCAUCGAAUGUUCUUUUAUCAAACACACAUAUUCGCAUUUGAAAGAUGUUUCAUGCUGCCAUGUAGUCAACAAUCUUAACAUAAUAACUCAAGAAAAAGCAAUUGUCACUUCAAAUACGAAUGAUAGCAUAAGAACCGACACAGUAGGAUUUCGUAUUUUUAACAUAUCUACUAGAUAUUUUCCUCAAGGUUUAGAUAGGAUGUUUAACAAUCUUAAAGUGAUUGAAAUUUCUUUUGGUCAAUUAAAGGAAAUUCAUCAGACAGACUUAAAACCAUUUAUGUUGUUGGAAGUAAUUUAUUUUUAUUCGAAUGAUAUUGAAGUACUUGAAAGUGGUCUUUUUGAUGAUAACAAAAGUUUAAGGUAUAUUUUAUUUACAAAAAAUAAACUUGCUCAUAUUGAUGGAAAUGUAUUUGAAAAAUUGCUUCACUUAACAAAUUUAUAUUUGAAUGGCAAUGAGUGCAUUGAUAAAUUCACAGAAAUUAAUUCAACAGCACUUCAACAAAUUAGGAAAACUAUAAAAAAUCAAUGUCAAAAUGCAGAAUUCAUAAGCAUAAACAGAAAUCUAACAAUUCUUGAGGAAAAAGCUGGAAAUCUUAAAAUUGAAGAAUAUCCAGCAUUUUAUAAGAAUCUUACAAAUCUCGAAGAUUCAAGAUUCUUUCAAUAUUCUACAAUAAAGAAAAGGACAAAAGCUUUGAUAAAUUGGAAUAUUUUGAUGCUAUGGAAUAAUGUAAUUAAACUCAAUGAUCUUAUUGCAAAGAAUAAUACUACAGUCAUAGAAAGAUUGAAUGAAAUGAAGGAUAGUCAAUACUUCUAUGAACAUAACAUAACAAAAGUCAUUGAACAAGCAAAAGCAAAACAAUUUAUAGUUCAAAAUAAAUCAUUACAUUUAGAAGAAACAAGCAUUCUAGAAGAAUUAAGGCUCAACUUGAGUAAAAUAACAGUAGUUCAGAAUAGACAAGUUUUAAAAGGAACAAUUUCUAGUUUCACAUGGGAACCAUUUUGGAUAGGUGUAUGCAGUGUAUUAGUACUGAUUCUAAUAAUAGUUUUGAUUAAGAAUUAUGUUGCUCAUGAUCAAAUUUUUAGUUAUUCAAUUUCUGAAUUUAAACGAUACAACCAUGAAGGAAAUAGAGUAUCUUAUCUUUAGCGUGUUUAAAUUUCUUUUAUAAGUAUCAUUUAUAAUAAAGUUUUUCUUCUAUUAUUUAAUCAAUAAUAAUUAUUAAUUUUUAAUGUAUGCAUGUUUAAAGAUUGCUAAUAUAAUUUUUGAAAGAAUUACAACUGUAGCAACAAGCACCAGGAACAAGGAACUGGUAGUAAAUACAAUAAAUGCAGAACUGUCAAUAUCAGUUCCUGGUUCCUGGUACUUGUUGCUACACAACAAGUGAUGAUAGAUUUUAGAUAUCUACAAAAAUAUUACAAAUUUUGUUAAACAUAAAACAAACUUAAAUUUAAACAAAAUAAAUAUUAUCUCGCCAUGAAUGUACAGUUGAAUAAAAU